Messenger RNA from Lactuca saligna, 594 nucleotides. The record is from the annotation of a GenBank genome assembly. NCBI's taxonomy places the organism in Eukaryota, Viridiplantae, Streptophyta, Magnoliopsida, Asterales, Asteraceae.
AUGGGUCGAAAUCCGGAUUACCGAACAUCUGAACAAUAUAGCUCGAAAUGGAAUAUUGUAAACAAACUCGUGACCCACUGGAACAAAAUUUACACAAAAUUUGAAAAGCAACGGGCAAAAGGAGAAAGUGAGACGGUUGUCAAAAGAAGCAUUAGGUGGACGAAACUUACAACACAUGAAGACAUUGCUAAUCCACCAAAAAGAAGUCGAACAUCUUCAUAUUCGAGCUCACAACAAGUGACAUCGGAUGGUCACAUAGGCGUUAAUCUUAAUGAUGAUAACAACGACAUCGAAGAAAUACACCCGCCGCCUCCUCCUAUGGGAAUCGACAAAACAAAAGCUCGAGUCAGAGGAAAAGGAAAAGCAACAUCUUCAAAUUUGUCGUUCGGAACCGAGCGGUCAACUAGAUCGAAUGAAAUGAUAACACAAAUAACACAAUUGAAUACAACUUUAGAGAAACAUAUGACUGAAACCGUCCGACUGACAAAAUAUCCGUUGUUAAUACAAGAUGUGAGGCAUCUCGACCCCGAAGAUGAGGUGGCUAAAGUGAUGAAGGUGUCGAUUCGUGAAAAAUAUAAUCUAAAACGAAAAUGA